AGGAGAAUUGGAUUGUUUUGGUUUGACAACUUGUGAUACAGCUCAUCACUGUCAUCACAUUGUCCAGUCAUAGCAGUAAAUAGUAAAUAAGCAAGAUUAUUAAUUUUAUUGAUUAAGAGAAGAUUAAUUAACUCAGUCCUGCAAAAUCUUUUAAAACGUUCGUUGGUAAUUCAGAUAUGGAUUUUGAACCUUUGGAUCCCACCGUCCAAAAUGUCAUAGAACAGACAAGUCUUAAAUGGAUAUUUGUUGGUGGAAAAGGUGGUGUGGGGAAAACUACAUGCAGCUGCAGCUUAGCGGUUCAGCUAUCAAAGGUGCGAGAAUCAGUACUAAUCAUAUCAACGGAUCCCGCUCAUAAUAUAUCCGAUGCUUUUGAUCAGAAGUUUACAAAAGUGCCCACUCUAGUCAAUGGGUUCUCCAAUUUAUCGGCAAUGGAAAUAGACCCAAAUGUCGGAAUUAAUGAAUUGCCUGAAGAGUAUUUUGAUGGGGAGGCAAAUCCCAUGAAAAUGAGCAGAGGGCUGCUUCAGGAAAUAAUCAAUGCUUUUCCCGGGACAGAUGAAACAAUGUCGUUUUCUGAAGUAAUGAAGCUGAUAAAGAAUAUGAAUUUUUCAGUAGUUGUGUUCGAUACAGCUCCAACUGGGCACACGUUAAGGCUACUCUCAUUCCCACAUGCUGUAGAGAAAGGACUAGGUAGAAUACUGGAAAUCAAGCAAAGAAUUGCGCCAAUGAUUUCCCAGUUCAGCGGACUGUUAGGUAUGCAGGGUUUGGACGUAAAUCGUUUUUCCGAUAAAAUUGACGAAGUCUUGAGUGUGAUAAAGCAACUGAAUGAGCAGUUUAAGGAUCCUGAUCAGACCACCUUUAUUUGUGUGUGCAUAGCGGAGUUUUUGUCACUCUAUGAAACAGAGCGCCUGGUACAGGAACUCACUAAGGUCAAAAUAGACACACACAACAUAAUAGUUAAUCAAUUGGUAAUUAAAAAUAAGGAUGAGCCACCCUGUAGAAUGUGUAAUGCCAGAAUAGGCAUUCAAAAGAAGUAUCUUGAUCAAAUUGCGGAUUUGUAUGAGGAUUUCCAUGUAGUGAAGUUGCCAUUGUUAGAGAACGAAGUUCGAGGCGUCGAGAAAAUUACAAGCUUUUCCGAAUUUCUAGUCAAACCGUAUAAAGUAUAGUACACAAUUUGAUUCUAGGCAUUUUAGGUAUAUGGUAUUUUGGAAAAGUUAAUUUACUAUAUAAUUAUAGGAUCUUAUGUAUGUUAAUUAUCUCGAUGGACGCCUAGACGUAUCAUAUAAUUCAGGUUGCUUAUUGACUGCCUUUGUAUUUGUUUGUACUGAUGAUACAAUAUUAUGGAGAUAGUUAGAAUUUUCCUAUUCUGAGAUAUAUUCUGUUUCAAUAAACGUGAAAUGAAAUAAAUUUUUCGAUUUGAACCGCUUUUGCAGUCUGUCUAAAAGUUGUAAUUAAAUCUACCUGUAGAUAUUCUGUUAAAUCCUUUCUAUAAUUAUUUUAAAUAUACAUUUACCUUUGUUUCUUGUCAGUAAACAUUUUUUUAUACCUCUGUUGUAAUUUAAUAGUGAUCGUGAUAUUAAUUGAUAAAGGGUGUUCUUCGGUACUUCUGGGGAUUUCGGUCAAAUCGCAAAAAAAUCAAUUUUUUGGGUCAACGUUUCGGCUAUGUGAGUAGAUAUCUUCAGGGCUCAAUUGUUUGUCCGCUUUCCUUGCCAGAAAAACACACAAAAUGUUUAUUAGGCCUUCAAAUGGCUCAAGCCAAAACGUUGUUUUUUGGGUCCAAAUAGAACAGUGGUUUUAUGCGGUUAUUUGACCGAAAAGUGGUACCAAAGAACAUAUUUUUCACAUUUUUACAUAUACUUGUUUUUGUAUUUAUAUUUUGAAUUUGCAUAUACAUAUAUUUUAUACAGCUCUUCACAGUGUAUGUUUGGUCUGUUGUAUGAGAAUGUCGUAGUUUGAACAUAUUUGUUAUAUAAUAAUAGCAAUAAUUAUGUGAAAGACUAGUUUCGUUGGAAAUGUAUUUGCAGGUCGCCGAGAUUAAAUGUUAUUUCGUCAUUAUUAUAAUUUAUAUUCAUUUUGUUUAAACAGCCAUUAUAAACGUACUUUUCUC
Molecule: messenger RNA, 2104 nt
Organism: Dendroctonus ponderosae (mountain pine beetle)
Lineage: Eukaryota; Metazoa; Arthropoda; Insecta; Coleoptera; Curculionidae
Product: ATPase ASNA1 homolog
Exons: 3
Coding region: 177-1163 (328 amino acids)
Biological process (GO): post-translational protein targeting to endoplasmic reticulum membrane
Cellular component (GO): GET complex
Molecular function (GO): ATP binding; ATP hydrolysis activity
Source: RefSeq, a predicted model, not a curated record